Molecule: messenger RNA, 3972 nt
Organism: Corythoichthys intestinalis (scribbled pipefish)
Lineage: Eukaryota; Metazoa; Chordata; Actinopteri; Syngnathiformes; Syngnathidae
Gene: tmem101
Product: transmembrane protein 101
Exons: 4
Coding region: 14-781 (255 amino acids)
Biological process (GO): positive regulation of canonical NF-kappaB signal transduction
Source: RefSeq, a predicted model, not a curated record
AUUAACGGCAAUCAUGGCGGCGCCGAGUAGGAAGCAGCUGUUGAGGUUUCUCAGUCAGUUGGGUGUUUUUAUUUUAACCCGCUUUGGAUUUUGGAACUGCUUCUGUAUGUUGAUGCUUUUUGCUGAACGAGCCGACACCAAAAGAAAGCCAGACAUUCAAGUGCCAUACCUGUACGUGGACAUGGGGGUAGCGGUUUUGUGUGCCAGCUUUAUGUCGUUCGGGGUGAAGAGACGUUGGUUCGCUACAGCCGCUGCUGUCCAGUUAGCGGUCAGCAACUAUGCGUCGUACAUCGGUGGGCGGGUAUACUACGGCGACUGGCUGAAGGUGCGCAUGUAUUCCCGAGCACUCGCCGUUAUCGGGGGGUUCCUGGUUCUGGCAAGCGGGGCGGGCGAGGUGUAUCGGCAGAAAGCGCGCAGUCGGUCCCUGCAGUCCACCGGACAAAUUUUCCUCGGGGUCUACCUCAUUUGUGUGGUGUAUUCACUGCAUCACAGCAAGGAGGACCGUCUGGUCUACUUGAAUCACCUGCCGGGUGGCGAGCCAGCACUGGCUGUGCUGGCGAUGCUGUUGGGUGUGCUGGCUCUGGCCUUCCUGUCGGGCUGCUACAUCCGCACGGCGGCACAGAUACUAGCUACGGGGUUGCCGCUGGUCGUGCUGCUCAUCGAUGGAAACCUGGGCUACUGGAACCACAUGCGCAAGGUGGAGUUCUGGAACCAGAUGAAGCUCAUCGGGCAUAACGUAGGCAUCUUCGGCGCUGUGCUUAUCCUGGCGACGGACGCUUAAGAGAUCACAUGCCAGAGGACUGUAAGGGAAACUCCAAACCCGAUGGAUGCUGAAAUCUGAUUUCACACUUUUUUGUAAGCUUUUAAUGUAAAUGUCUUUUAUACAAUUGCUUUGUUAAAUUAUCAUUAAAAUGCACGUAUGUAAAUUCACUUGAUGUGGGGGAAACGUUUAAAACUCAGCUGGGACCACGGUAAACUGUCAAAUUAAUAAGCCUGUAAAAGUUUUUUAAAAAAAUAAUAAAACCGCAAUUUGCCUUAAAGGACUAAUUUUAGACAUAAUACAAGAUUUGUUCCAGGUUUCAUAAAUAGUACAUUUGUUAUUCCAAUACUUAAGCUUUUCAUCAUCCAAAUUUUUUUGUUUUUUUGUUUGGGCAAGUGGUAGCGACGCAUCAGUGCAUGUGUCAUGUUCAUAGACCAACCCUUGUGUCAGUGCAUGUACCACUUUAAGUCACCUUACCGAAACAGUCACUGUGUCGCCUGUGAAUGACACGGUCACUCUGUGGCUGGUAUUGAAUGAGCCGUCAAUGGGAUGAAUGUUUUCCAGAAUUUUUUCAAAGCCGACGUUUCCCCUUGAAGCUACUCAAGAAAGUUUUGUUCAACCGGUUAAGAUUUUUUUUUUUUUUUUUUUUUUUUAAAGAAUAUGACUUGCAAAUUAUACCUGUCAACAUUGUUCAUUUCUCACAAAGACUGAAGUUGAGAACCCCUGAUAUAGAGCAAAAAUACCCAUGCAUGUUAAAAAAAAUGCAGCUAAGGUUAAAAUACUUAAAUGAUUUAUGAUUGAGAACACCAAAAUUAUCUUUAAAAAAAGGUCAAGACAAAAUUGUUAAGCAGUGAAACUGUUGCCGAAACAUUGGGAACCUCAGCAAAGUGAGCAUCAACAUGAUUAUAAACUUUUUCCUCUUCUUACUAGUGUUGUCACGAUACAAGGGCUGUAGGUUAUUGAGGGAAAAAAUGACCGACUUUUAGGGGGUUGCCGAUAUAUAUAGUGAUAUUAAAACAAAGAAUUUUCAGCAGAUGACUUGAACAGCUCUGUUUGGAAAGACUGGUUGCCUCACCAUGACCACUUUGUACAGGUAGUCCCGGGGUUAGACGAGUUCCCUUCCUACGCUGGCGGCGUAAGUCGGAAUUAACCUGUUAAGUACACCAACAAAAUAACUAUCCAAAAGGUUUUUUUUUUUUUUUUAAUGAUGGAUACACUGCCCUCUGGCGGCAGCGUUGGGUCUGGCUGGACUGACUGACGAGCAGACCCAUUUGACAUGGAUAAAGCUGUGUGCUCUGGUUUGGCCCACAUAAAGCAGUAAGUUGUUUCUGCUAAUAUAUGUUUGUGUAUGCAUUUGUAAGUUUACAGCUUCAGUUUGUGAAGAUAUGUGUGAGCGAUUUGCGAUGAGAAUUCUAAACACGAUAGCAUUCGUAGCAUUUAAGAUAGCAGACUUUUGUUAGGCAAAUAGGCUAAUUUCAACUAAAUUUACAUAGUGAUCAGACUAAAUUGACAUUUGAACACCUGUUUUGUGUCCAGUGUUUUAUUGUUAAAACGUGUGUCAUUUAACAGCUUUAUAAAAUAUUGUCAAAAGUGAAGUCAAAACCACAAUUGCCUUGUUUGCAAUAUGUAAAACUAGAACUUCUCUUUAGUGAGGACAGAAAACGUCAUUAAUAAAGUAAAAAAAAUAAGUCACUUUUUAUGCGACAAAAAACAAAAAAAAACAAAAAAAAAAACACGGAGACGUUUUAAAGUCGAAAUUCACGUAAAUCUAGUACAUCUUAACCCAGGGACUACCUGUAUUAAUAUGGUUUAAUCCAGGCAAAAGGAUCUAUCAAUAAGAGAUGUAGGAGGUCAUGUCCCGGCACACUUGCUGCUUUUAUAAAGCAGAACAAAAGUUAACGUGUUCAAAACUAUUGCGCAUGCGCACAUUGGGAUGACGAUGUUCAAACAAUAUAUUGUGCAGGCCUACACAAUACUAACAUUUCCAACUUUAUAUCAAUACUCAAUACUAGAGGUGAAAACCCAGCCUAAUUAAUCAACAACUCAUCUAUUAGCAAAUGGCAACUAUUUUGAUAAUUGUUUAAGACCUUCACCUUAAACUUGUCUUAAUUUUUGAAAUUAUAACAUAUACAGGGGUUGGACAAAAUGAUGGAACCACCUUUAAAAAAAAAAAAAAAAAAAUCAAAAAUUUAAUAUGGUGUAGGUCCACCUUUUGCAGCAAUUACAGCCUAAAUUCUCCUAGGUAUUGAUUCACACAACGUAAUUGUUUCCAAAGGAAUUUUAAAGCCAUUCUUCAGUUAGAAUAAUAUAAUAGAAUAGGGACAUAACACUACCAAUUUUUCAGGAUGCUCAAAUUUCCACACCAACUGUUAAGCAACUUAUUUGCAUUAAAUAAUGAGUUCAAUUACAUAGGUAAUUUAGAUUGUCUUCCCAUAUGUUGUAAGGGAGGAAUUGACCCUACCAUUAUUAAUUGAAUUAUUUUCAAGAUGUUCAGUCUUACAUUUACCCCUUUUCACUUGGUGAAUGUGCCGGUCCAUUUUUUCCCUCUCAAACACGCGUUUGAUUGGUUGAUGACUGGCAAAAGGGGGUUGUACAAAGUAUUAACACCAGGGGUGCUAAUAAUUGUGACACACAUUAUUUGAUGUCAAAUAAUUAUUUCUUUAUGUGGGAUUUUUUCCUCACUGAAUAAAUGCAAUUGUAUUGAAGGUUGGAUUUUUCUCUUUUUUUCCCAUUAAGGUCCCAUAUUAGAAUUAAAAAAUAUAUAUUAGAAGCUAAAAAACACAUCUUAACCAGGGGUGCCAAUACUUAUGGAGGGCACCGUUUAUUCAGGAAGUUUUCAAAAUGUUUUUGUAGUUUUUGAAAACAAAGGUUUGAAUUGAACGGUGUAUUACGUGUACCAAUACACACGAAGAUUAGUGUAGAUCAAUACAGAUUUAUUUUGCAUGGAUCAUUUAGCCUAUCAAUUAAUUAGGUUCAUAUUCGUGAGAAAUGUAGCACUGAGCCCCAUUCACCCAAUCUGUUUGGUCUUAUUGAUGUCCCGUCCCCAGCAAAAAGUGUACAUGCAAGUGAUGCUGUUAUAUCGUCCCUACCAAUGUUGACACCAAACCUACGCCAUUGGUCUCUACAUAAGGAAUUUUCAGGUUACGUCACGCCUCAACUGGAAAAUAUUGCCUCUUGUUAUGAAAAAUUUACGGAUAUGAAAGGGAAAAAUA